ACCAAAGAUAGUAAAAUAGCCGAUAAAAUGUCUUGUUUAGUUUCACAAAGAUAAUUUAAUAUAAUUUAACGAAGAAGAAAUGAUAAACAACAUUUUCUUACCGACCGAUUAUAGAAAAAAAAACGGUUUAGGCAGACUUUAGUAUUACUAGAAACAAAUGAAGCUAGCAUGAAUGGAUUUCAAAUCUCAUUCUAUUGAAAAACGUUGAAGGAAGUAGUAAAGUUUCAUCAUGGCUGCUAUAAAGAAUAAAUGCAUUUUAAAGUUCGCUAAAUUAUCAGACAAAGCAUUCGCACCUACUAAAGGUUCUGAAUUUGCGGCUGGAUUUGAUUUACGAAGUGCUUAUGAGUGCAUUGUACCGGCUCGAGGCAAAGAAUUAGUGAAAACUGAUAUACAAGUUCAGGUUCCUUGUGGUACUUAUGGCAGAAUAGCUCCUAGAUCUGGAUUAGCGUGGAAAAAUUUCAUAGAUGUUGGCGCAGGCGUCAUAGAUGCGGACUAUCGUGGGAAUCUACAAAUAAUAUUGUUCAAUCACAGUGAACAAGAUUUUAAAGUAGCACCUGGAGAUCGCAUUGCUCAAAUAAUUUGUGAAAAGAUAGAAUAUCCUGAAUUAGAAGAAUUGAGUACCUUGGAUGAGACAACAAGAGGUGAAAAUGGAUUUGGUUCUACAGGGACAAAUUAAAAUAAGAAAGUUAAGACUUCCAAUCGAUAGAUGAAACUAACUGAUUAAAAACUUGUUCCUAAAAAAAGUACAGUAUUUUUAUAUUACAACAAGAAUAUAUGUUACUUUUAUUUCCAUUCUGUAUUUUUCUACUAUAAUGUAUGUGUGUGUGUUAUUAUUUUUAUAAAAUAUUAAUAUAAAAUACAAUUGAAUGAUAUAUUA
Messenger RNA from Polistes canadensis, 877 nucleotides. RefSeq names its product deoxyuridine 5'-triphosphate nucleotidohydrolase. The coding region runs from base 230 to 676 and encodes 148 amino acids. Gene Ontology annotation, molecular function: magnesium ion binding; dUTP diphosphatase activity. The record is from RefSeq and is a predicted model, not a curated record. The transcript is spliced from 3 exons. NCBI's taxonomy places the organism in Eukaryota, Metazoa, Arthropoda, Insecta, Hymenoptera, Vespidae. Gene Ontology annotation, biological process: dUMP biosynthetic process; dUTP catabolic process.